Messenger RNA from Zea mays, 1567 nucleotides. RefSeq lists its product as uncharacterized. The record is from RefSeq and is marked provisional. The coding region runs from base 288 to 1304 and encodes 338 amino acids. Lineage: Eukaryota; Viridiplantae; Streptophyta; Magnoliopsida; Poales; Poaceae. The transcript is spliced from 6 exons. Gene Ontology annotation, molecular function: nitronate monooxygenase activity.
CUUUCGCCACGUGACCCCGAGGCCCGAGCCCGAAGCGGCGGCGCGCCGGGCGUCUUGACGUCCCCAAUGACGCCGCGCGUCGUGGACGGACCUCCGCAGCUUCCCUCUCGUCCGUUCCGCAGUCCGCACGGGGAGGGGAGCUACAGCGACCUACCGCCGAGGCGGGCCCCAACCGCACCACGCCUACUUCAAACCCUCUCCCACCCCACCUCCUGCCGUUCUCGGAGGGGAUCAAGUUCGCUUCUGCCAGUCUGCCUGCGUGCUCUGCUGGACAGCUGGAGAGCUAGAUGGCGAUGCCGUCCGGGUGGAGGGGUAUCCUGGGCUUCCACUACGGCAUCGUGCAGGCGCCGUUGGGCCCCGACAUCUCCGGCCCCGAGCUCGUCGCCGCCGUAGCGAACGCCGGCGCCAUCGGCCUCCUCCGCCUCCCCGACUGGCCGGCGCCGGAUCACGUCAGAGAACUGAUCCGGAAGACCAGGAGCCUCACGUCCAAGCCGUUCGGGGCGGCCAUCGUGCUGGCCUUCCCGCACGAGGAGAAUCUCAGGGUCGUCCUGGAGGAGAAGCUCGCCGUGCUGCAGGUCUACUGGGGGGACUUCCCCAACCACCGGGUCCAAGAGGCGCAUCGCGCCGGGGUUAAGGUCUUGCAUCAGGUCGGCAGCCUUGAGGAGGCAGCUAAAGCUAAAGAAGCCGGUGUAGAUGGGAUCAUUGUUCAGGGACGUGAGGCAGGGGGUCAUGUAAUUGGUCAGGAAGGACUGUUUCCACUGUUGCCACGAGUAGUAGAUCUUGUUUCAGACUCGAGCAUUCCAGUUAUUGCCGCUGGCGGAAUUGUAGAUGGACGUGGCUAUGUUGCCGCAUUGGCACUCGGUGCCCAAGGUGUUUGUUUAGGAACUAGGUUUGUUGCUACCGAGGAAAGCUUUGCACAUCCUAUUUAUAAGCAAAAGCUAAUCGAGAUGAGUCACACAGACUACACAAAUAUAUUCGGACGUGCUAGAUGGCCUGAUGCUCCACAGCGGGUCCUGGAAACACCCUUCUAUGAUGAGUGGAAGAAUAAUUUCCCAGACCAGGAAACAGAGGAAGAUCAACCCAUCAUAGGCCACUCUAUCAUCCAUGGUGUGCACAAGGAUAUUCGUCGGUUUGCCGGUACUGUUCCAAACGCGACGGCAACAGGAGAUAUCGACAUCAUGGCCAUGUAUUCGGGUCAGGGUGUUGGGCUAAUCACGGAGAUCAUACCAGCUGCUCAAGUUGUCAAAAGUCUGGUCGCUGAAGCGAAGGAAGUCAUCAGAGAAAAGCUUUCUGGUUACCAAUAGAAUCCUUCCUGAACUGCAAACUAGAAGUAUCUGUGUGUGAGUAGUCACCAAUCAGAAUAAUCGGAAGCACCAAGGUUUAGGUUUGAUUCUUGUGCUAUUUUUAAGUACAAUAAAGUAAAAAAUGAUGAAAAUAAACGAGACUAACAAAGGUAUUCUGUCAGACAUUUGUGUGCGUGUGUGUGAAAAUGUUUCAUAAUCCAUUUGUGAUCUUGGCCAUACAUAAAUUUUGUUAUUUUAAUUUAGCUGUUUCACUACUACAUUGC